AUGGCUCAAGUCUCACAGGAUGUCGUCAAGAAGCUCGACGAGGGCUUCGCCAAGCUCCAAGGCGCCGCCGACUGCAACUCGCUCCUCAAGAAGCACUUCACCAAGACCGUCCUCAGCAGCAACAAGUGGAAGAAGACGAAGCUCGGCGCGACGCUGCUCGACUGCGUCCAGUCCGGCGUGGAGAACCUCGACUCUGGAGUGGGUGUCUACGCCCCCGACGCGGAGGCGUACACCCUGUUCGCCGACCUGUUCAACCCGAUCAUCGAGGAGUACCACAAUGGCUUCAAGGCCACCGACAAGCAGCCCGACAUGGACCUUGGCGAGAAGAACAUUGCUGACCUGGCCGACCUCGACCCGGAGAACAAGUUCAUCGUCUCGACCCGUGUCCGCUGCGGUCGUUCCCUCGUCGGCUACCCGUUCAACCCCUGCCUCACCGAGCUCAACUACAAGAACAUGGAGACGCGCAUGAAGGGCAUCCUGGAGGGACUGGCCGACCCGGACCUGAAGGGCACCUACUACCCGCUGACCGGAAUGGGCAAGGAUGUCCAGGACAAGCUGAUCGCCGACCACUUCCUCUUCAAGGAGGGUGAUCGGUUCCUGUCGGCCGCCAAUGCCAACCGCUUCUGGCCCACCGGGCGCGGCAUCUUCCACAACGAGAAGAAAUCGUUCUUGGUGUGGGUGAAUGAGGAGGACCAUCUUCGCAUCAUCUCCAUGCAGCCGGGCGGACAUGUUGGACAAGUGCUCGAACGUCUCAUCAAGGGAUUGAAGCUGAUCGCCGAGAAGGCCCCGUUCGCGCGUCAUCCCCGCCUCGGCUGGCUGACCUUCUGCCCGACCAACUUGGGCACCACCGUCCGCGCCUCCGUCCACAUCAAGCUGCCCAAGAGCUCGGCCAACAAGGAGUGGUUCGAGAAGGUGUGCAAGGAGAUGAAGCUCCAAAUCCGCGGUAUCCACGGCGAGCACUCCGAGAGCGAGGCCGGCACCUACGACAUCUCCAACAAGCAGCGCCUCGGCCUCACCGAGUACGAGGCUGUCCGCCAAAUGUACGACGGCGUCAAGAAGCUGAUCGAGCUGGAGAAGGCCGCCGCC
Molecule: messenger RNA, 1086 nt
Organism: Mesorhabditis spiculigera
Lineage: Eukaryota; Metazoa; Nematoda; Chromadorea; Rhabditida; Rhabditidae
Source: the annotation of a GenBank genome assembly